Molecule: messenger RNA, 1734 nt
Organism: Nothobranchius furzeri (turquoise killifish)
Lineage: Eukaryota; Metazoa; Chordata; Actinopteri; Cyprinodontiformes; Nothobranchiidae
Source: RefSeq, a predicted model, not a curated record
AUGGAUCGGUCACAAUCUGAACUGUCACCUUUGGUGAUUCGUACAGCUCAAGCCUUAUGUGAUUUAUUGGGCAACAAGUUAUCAUUGGCCCCAACUUCCUCACAAGGGACUGGCCAGAGUGCAGGUAAGAGCAUGCCAGUUUUGGCAGUAGGCAGCGGCCAAAGUACUGCUCUUAGUGCACCUGCUGUUCCCAGUGCUCCUACAGUGAGGCAGGCCUUGAAAAGGCCAUUUCCACACAUCUUUAAUAAACCUACUGAUCAGCCAAGGGGGAAAAGACGAUUCUGCGCUCCUACCACUUCUGUUGUGAAAACAAAUAACUUUCAUGUAUAUGUCCUUCCAAGACCCUCUGAAUUCACACCAAAGGGCUCAGCAGAAGAACUACAGCUUGCCACUGCUGGUCUUGGGAAAAGGAUUAUACGUCUGGCAGAGAACUGGGGACACAGUGAUAUUGAAGCUCAACUUUGGAAGGAAUUUCCCAAACUGAAGAGCUUGAAAGGAGGCUGGAUGUUUUACAAGUCCACAGGGGGUAGUGGACGUCGCAAGCUGACAUCAAUUUUACAAGGCCCUGAGGGAUACACUUUUGAGACACUCAAAGGGGCAUCCAGCAAUGGCAAGAACACUUUAUUUCUAGCUCCACUACAAGAACAGCUGUCUAUCGAACCCCUUCCUUAUGACUCUCCAGAGUUUGCCAACAUGCCAAAGGCAAAAUGCAUGAAAUGUGAAAGUCUAAUGCCAUUGCAGCUGCUACCUUUACAUGUGGAGGAAUGCAAUGUGGAUGAAUUUGAGUCAUCUCCUGAUGAAGACUGCACAGUUAUUGAGGAGCCAGGUCUCUGUUCUACAGCUGUCUCAGACCUUCCUACCACUGAGACUGGAGAAUCCACAAAGAUGGGAGAAUGUGCUGAAAUGGAAGAGUCGUGUGGGGUUUGCCCAAUCUGUCAAGCAGCAUACCCAGUUGAUGCCCUUCCAUUCCAUGCCAGCACAUGUGGUGAAAGAAUGGACAUUGCUGCCACUACGCGCAGGGAAGCAGCCAGUCUGACAAGUGUUGAUGAAUUGCCAGGACCUUCAUUUCUAAGAAUGUCUACACCACCAUCACCUGCUGACUGGGAGAAAGAAGAAGACCCCAAGGAAGCAUGUCAGUUGUUCCGACAACAACUGCUGGAGCGCAACUCAAAACAUCACCACCUCUUGCUGUCAAUCAACAUGUUUGAUUCUGAAGAUGACAAGGACAGUUCCUUUAUAGAAUUUUACAAAAGGAAUAAUAUCAACUGGGCAGCUCCUUUCAAAUGCACACUGACAGGAGAUGCAGCAGUUGGUGAAGGUGUGAGACGACAUGUUUUGUCAAUGGCAAUGCAGAAAUUGAAGACUGGUUUCAGUAUUAAUUUAGGCUCUGCUAGUGUUACACCCCUUUUCGAAGGGGAAAGGGAUCAUCAUGUUCCCUCAGCUGCUGGUGUGCUUCGGGAAUGCAAGCUGUUUGAGAUGGCGGGUCGAAUUCUCGGACAUAACUUCAUCCAUGGUGGGUCUGGUUUUCCAGGACUCAGUUUGGCUGUUGUGAAUAUGUUAACUGGAGGGCAGAUUGAAACCGCAGCAGCAGCUCUGACUCUAGAGGAUGUUGCUGAUCUUGAUAAUCGUGAAACUAUUGGUUUGGUGAGUAACACAGUUAAAGGUUAGCUUGUUUUCCAGCAAAGCACCACACUGCAGCAUGUUUGUCCUAUGCAUCAUCAAAUGAUGACAAUU